AGGGACCGGCGCCUCAGGAGUGCGGCGGUAGCUGAGUGCUGUCACCAUGUCUUCUUUGCAGGCUGAUUUUGAUAGGAUUGCAGAAGAUGUGAGGAAGCUGAAAACAAGACCAGAUGAUGAAGAACUGAAAGAACUCUAUGGGCUCUACAAACAAUCUGUAGUUGGAGACAUUAAUAUUGAGUGUCCAGGAAUGUUAGAUUUAAAAGGCAAGGCUAAAUGGGAAGCAUGGAACCUCCAAAAAGGGCGGUUGAAGGAAGAUGCCAUGAGUGCCUAUAUUUCUAAAGCAAAAGAGCUGAUAGAAAAAUAUGGAAUUUAAAGUUCAUCUAUGAGAAAGUUUUUCUUUUGAAGCCUUCAUAAUGGUAUCAUUUCUUAACAUCUAAGGAAGAAAUGCACUGUUAACUCUUUUCAUGUCACGAGUAUGUUUGCUGUUAACAUGAAUUGUAAUCCUUAAUUAGAGGUAUGCUGAAACUAUUUAAUGACAUUUUACUUGCUAAAACCAGGGGAUUUUUAAAAAAAGUAUUGCUCUGGUAGUAUGUCACAAAACAUUAACAAUUUUUUUUUUUGGCUUAUCUGUUUUUCUACAGUGAGUUAGUAUUAUUGGUAUAUGAUCAAAACAGUUUAUUAAGAACCAAUAACAAGGUUCUGCCUUUAUUACACUAUGUAACUUUGGGAUUCUCACUGGCUUGGGAUCUUGGAAAUCAUAAACAUACCUGGUUCCAGUCCAUACUCUGUAAUUUUUUACUAGGUGACCUGAGACAAAUUACUUAACCUUGCUAAGCCUCAACUAUAGAGUAGAGGGGGAAAAUCAGUCUCACAGGGUUGUAAGAAUUGAAUGAUUCUUCAGAUAAUUGAGAAUUGAUAAUUGAGGUAACUCUAAUUAUCCUACCUUCAAUUUAAAGCACACAUUAUAUAAAGCCUAACAAAUAAA
Molecule: messenger RNA, 928 nt
Organism: Callorhinus ursinus (northern fur seal)
Lineage: Eukaryota; Metazoa; Chordata; Mammalia; Carnivora; Otariidae
Gene: ACBD7
Product: acyl-CoA binding domain containing 7
Biological process (GO): fatty acid metabolic process
Molecular function (GO): fatty-acyl-CoA binding
Source: RefSeq, a predicted model, not a curated record